CUAUUCGUCUUCGACUUUACCUUCCUCUUCCUCUUCUCGUACCUUUUAUCUUCAUCGUCUAAUUCUUCCUUUCCUCUUGCUUUCUUAUUUUCUUACUUUUCUUAGAUUUUACAUUUCCGUUCAUGUCAGGGUAACUACCGGGAGUACUCGCCACGUUUCACGCAACCGAGAGAACGAGGGCUGGAUGGUAGAGGUCCGAGGCACGGAUCUCUACCUUAUGCUGCAGGAUAAGGUAAGAUGCCAAGAUCGGGUCGUGCGCUAACUAAGAAGGGGUGAAUGAUUAAGUGCCCCUCGACCAUCCCUGCAACCGUGGGGCCGAACUGAAGUGAAACGCCGCCGUGUCCCAACGGCUCAAGCUCGUACCUUCCCUCCGUACAGCUCUCAUUCACAACUGCAUCUUCCUUUUCGUAGACCGGUUUUGUUGGUGCGACAAAGUUCAGGUUUCUGCUGCACAGAAGAUUCCAUUCCUAUUUUGUUAUAUCAACUUGACUGCGCCAUGGAUCUGCGCAACAACCUGUUCGGCAGACGCGCAGGGGGCUACUCGCCCGCUCCGGCAAGACCGCAGAACCCUUCCGCCGGAGGUUAUGGCGGCGACAGCUAUGGCGCGGGGAACUACGGCGGCGGCGGUUACGGCAGCGCGCCAGGAGGAUACCAGCUCCAGCCCGGAGGCCGACAGGUGCCGCUUCGCCUUGCUAAGGUCGAGGACAAGACACUGCAGGCGCAGUACAUCUUUGGCAAUAUCUGCGCCGUGUCACCCAACGACUUCCCCCCGAACCGUGACGCCUCCGAUUUGUACAUACGGCUCAGCGGCAGGGCGCCUGGCGAUUACGUGGUGACGGCACGCCCUACCCCCGGAUUCCCCGACGGAUGCAUCAGCCUGUCAGAUCCCCAGCGGACAUGGGCCAACAUCGGCAUAAUGGACGAGGUGCUUGGUGAGCUCUACGACCCCUUCAGCCAAGGAGGCUCCGCAUACAUUGGUUCCCUCGACGUCGAGAUCGGCUUCGCGUCUCAGAAGAAAAUGGUCGAUGCUCCCUACGACCAGGACGAGCUGGAGCGCAUCUUCGUAAAGAACUUUCAGAACCAGGUCUUUUCUCCGGGGCAGAGGCUGCUCAUGGACGUGCAUAACGUCCCCUUGGCCAUCAUGGUCAAGACGGUGACUUUGAUCGACCUCUCUAUGGAGCGGAAGCAGUCCAGCGAGCCUCCUACACGCAGCGACCCGGGGGCGCGCGGUAUCCUCACGAACCAGACCAGCAUCAGCUUCUACAACAGCCCCAAGUAUCCCAUCAAACUCAAGGGCUCCAGCAAGCGGCCUGCUGCAAAUGCCAUCAUCAGACCGGACUUCAAAUUCGAGGACAUGGGCAUUGGCGGCCUCGACACCGAGUUCUCCACCAUCUUCCGCCGUGCCUUUGCCUCUCGCAUCUUCCCCCGGGACCUCAUCGACAAGCUCGGCAUCAUGCACGUGAAGGGCUUGCUGCUCUAUGGCCCUCCUGGUACAGGAAAGACACUCAUCGCGCGGCAGAUCGGUAAGAUGCUCAACGCCAGGGAGCCCAAGAUUAUCAACGGCCCGGAAGUCCUGAACAAGUACGUCGGUCAGAGCGAGGAGAACAUCCGAAAGCUUUUCGCCGAUGCCGAGAAGGAGUACAAGGAGAAGGGCGAUGAGUCUGGCCUGCAUAUCAUCAUCUUCGACGAGUUAGACGCGGUAUGUAAGCAAAGAGGUUCGGGCGCCGGUGGCGGCACGGGUGUUGGCGACAGCGUGGUCAACCAGCUCCUGUCCAAGCUGGAUGGUGUCGACCAGCUCAACAACAUUCUCCUCAUCGGAAUGACCAACCGGAAGGACAUGAUCGACGACGCUCUGCUGCGUCCGGGCCGUCUGGAAGUCCAGGUUGAGAUUUCACUCCCUGACGAGUCGGGCCGGUUACAGAUCCUCAAGAUCCACACGGCCGCGAUGAGGAAAAACAACAUCAUGGGCAGCGAUGUCGACAUCGCCGAGCUGGCGGCUCGGACCAAGAAUUUCUCCGGUGCCGAAUUGAGCGGCCUCGUCAAGGCUGCCACCUCGUUCGCCUUCCAGAGGCACACCAAGGCCGGCACCAUGGCCGGCGUCAGAGAGGACGCGGGUAACAUGAAGAUUAGCCGACAGGACUUUCUCGAUGCGCUGAACGAAGUUAAGCCCGCCUUUGGCACCGACGAGGCGGAACUCGAGAAGGUCAUCGAAUACGGCAUCAUUCAUUUCUCGCCGAGCAUCUCGGCCAUCCUGAAUCGCGGCAUGCGGGAGGUUGAGACUGUGCGGCAAUCAGAGAGGCUCCGGCAUACCUCGGUGCUGCUCCACGGCCCACCGGGCAGCGGCAAGACGGCGCUGGCCGCACAUAUCGCUAUGAAGUCGGGUUACCCCUUCAUCAAGAUCAUCACACCCGCGUCGAUAUACAGGCAUAGGGACGAAUUUGCGAAGAAGGAUUAUUUGUACAGUGUCUUCACCGACGCCUACAAGUCGCCGUUGAGCAUGCUUAUCAUCGACAACAUCGAAGAACUCAUUGAGUGGAACCCGGUCGGCCCGCGGUUCUCCAACAGCUUUCUCGUGGCGCUCGUCACGCUGAUUAAAAAUACUCCGCCAAAGGGGCACCGCCUCCUCAUCAUGGUCACGACCUCGCAGCUGUCGGUCUUGGAGCAGCUCGACGUCAGAAGGGCGUUUCAAUUCGAGAUCCGCGUGCCCGCCGUACAAACCCUGAGCGAGAUGUCGGCCGUGCUGGCCGAGUAUGAAGAGCCGGAGCACAUCAACCAUGUGCUGAGCAAGGUCAGCGAGUAUACGGGCUCGGACCGCGUAGGAGUCGGCAUCAAAACCAUCUUGGCCGUGAACGAGUCGGUGAGGUCUGGGGGGGUUGCGGAUCCCGCAGAGCAAUUUGCUGAGGAGAUUGCGGGGGAGAUUGCGAAGUAUAACUAUUCUUCUUCCGGAAGGUAGACUGGGGUUUUGCUAGAUGCCUAGGUAGUGUGUGUCUGGUGGUGAUAGGGAUGGAAUAUUCUUCGGUGGCUGAUUUCAAGAGUGUGCAUCUAUGAUUGUGACAGUGACAGUGCCAAGUCGAGUUGAAGACUUGAGGUCUGAGGUAGGUAGG
Messenger RNA from Parathielavia appendiculata, 3104 nucleotides. Its product is annotated as vesicular-fusion protein SEC18. The coding region runs from base 497 to 2953 and encodes 818 amino acids. Lineage: Eukaryota; Fungi; Ascomycota; Sordariomycetes; Sordariales; Chaetomiaceae. Gene Ontology annotation, biological process: intra-Golgi vesicle-mediated transport; Golgi to plasma membrane protein transport; SNARE complex disassembly. The transcript has 3 exons. The record is from RefSeq and is a predicted model, not a curated record. Gene Ontology annotation, molecular function: ATP hydrolysis activity; ATP binding. Gene Ontology annotation, cellular component: Golgi stack.